UCCACAACGUCAGCCGGUGUUAUUACAGCAUCGCCUGACAACGUGUUAUGUCACUCCGUGUUAUUUUAUGGUUGUCCAGUCAACAAGUAACACGUGCAUUGUUAUUGCUAAUAGGUGCUGGAUUAUUUUGUCGUUUUCCUUAGCAAGCAGGAUUUUUUACAUUUUGGCACGCAUUUUUGCGACCUGCAGUCUUUAUUCAGCUAAAAUGUAAGCUAGCUACAGUACCACUCUCCCCUUGCCACACCAUAAAUGACACUAGCACCACAUUAGCAACCUAGCCGUGUGGAUAAUCUACCUUUGGGCUAACUAGCCGUACAACUAGUGUGGCUACAUUGUCAUAACAAUGGACGACCCCGGUAUCAAGAAGCAGAAUUGGGACGUGAAGGAGACAGAGUUAUUUCUGGAAAUACUGAAGGACCUGGACAUGAAAAAAUGCUUAGACGGGAGGAAAGUAAGGAAUAAUAAACUGUUUAAGGUGGCACACAGGAGGAUGACAGCGGCUGGUUAUCACAGAACUGUGGACCAAUUAAAGUUUCGCUGGAAACUUCUCAAAAGUGCGUAUUAUAAGUGCAAGAGGGAACCGAACCUCCCGGCAACGACCAAAAUACAAGGUUGGUGGCGGUAUGAAAAGACUAUGAUAGCUAUCAUGGAGUCCAGACACCCCUUGUUAGGAGCUGGUGUCAACUCUGUCAGGAAUGAUGAAGUGCCAGAAGACUCGGAUGGAGAAGCAUCGAUGCUGCACUGGCCGCAGCCCUGCCCGGACAAUACCGCCCAGAACCUGGGUUUAAUUAUCAAAAUGGACCCCGAGAUGGACUCGCAGCUGAAGAUCGGUUUUAUUGGUGCAGGGAACAUGGCAUUCGGCAUCGCGAAGGGCAUCUUGUCUGGAAAUGCUCUUCCUGCAAACAUCAAAGUUAGCGCACCAUCCUCAAGAAACCUGGGACGCUUUCAGGAGCUCGGUGUUUCCGUCACUCAUUCCAAUGAAGAGGUGGUCUCUGGGUCAGAUCUGGUCUUUGUUGCGGUCAAACCUCACCUGGUAGCACCUGUUCUCACUGAGAUCUCAGAACACGUCACGGAGCGACACAUUAUUGUGUCUGUGGCAGCGGGGGUAACACUGGCAACAGUAGAAGAGCUCUUGCCAGAGAAUUCAGUCGCCAUCAGGCUGAUGCCAAAUCUGCCAUGUUUGGUUCAGGAGGGAGCUCUCCUGUUUGCCAGGGGAUCCCAUGCGAAACAGGAAGACGGAGCUCUGCUGCGCUCUUUGCUGCACCGCUGUGGUUUGGUGGAGGAGGGACCGGAGGCCUGGAUCGACAUCCACACUGGACUGAGCGGGAGCGGAGUUGCUUUUGUCUAUCUGUUUGCUGAAGCGCUGGCAGAAGGAGCUGUGAAAAUGGGAAUGCCAAGUGCUCUGGCCCACAGCAUCGCAUCUCAAACUGUUCUGGGUGCUGGGAAAUUGCUACGUGAGUCCGGGAAGCAUCCGGCUCAGCUCCGCUCUGAGGUCUGCACUCCGGGUGGAACAACCAUCUACGGGCUUCACACCCUGGAGAGGGCGGGCGGUCUGAGGGAGGCGACCAUGAGCGCCGGGAAUCUGCCACUGAGAGAGCCAGGGAGCUCGGCCGAAAGUGAGCAGAAAGAUCCAGGAAAUAACGGCUGCUCUUUGCCUUUCGACUACUACUCCAUUGACUAAUUCAAGCCUUCCAACAACUGACUUUUUGGCUCAACUUCACCAUGGAACACAAAGACAAAGGAGGGACUUGUCAUCUUUUCUUGUUCAUUUCUUUCCCUUUCUCAUCAAUUAGUGAGAAUGCAGAUUGCAACCAACUGACAGAUUCUCCUCUCACCCCUCCCUUUCAGAGAAACUACAGUGGCCUUCAGGUAACAUAACAAAUGUGAUGGCCCUUACGAAUGCCUGAGUGUUUUUGUUGUUUCUUGGCUUUGUAAAAUGGUGGUCCUGUGCAUGAAUGAAGACGCCAUCCUAACUUAAAGGUUCCAUGUCAUGGCCAUUUCUACUGAUCAUAAUUCCAUUGUUGAGGUCUACUAGAAUAGAUUUACAUUGUUCAAUGUUCCAACUCACAUUGGUUUCUCAUACAGCCAUCUCUGUAUAGUUGUGUAUUCACUCUCUGUCCUAAACGGCUUGUUGGAGCUCCUGCCCCCCCCCUCCCUAUGAGCCCACUGUGCUCUGAAUGUGUGAUUCUGUGUUCACAACGGCAUUUGUUAGCAACCAGAAAGUGACACCAGUAAUGACAAACAGAUGAGAAUGCUGCGUGGGGUCUGGGUGCCGUGUUUGGCGGGAGUUGCGGGGCUUGCUGCUUCCGCUCGCUGCUCGCCCUUUGAGUCUCGAGGAGCGGACAGUGUGAGCUGGAUUACUGAUGUCGUUUCCUGGUUGCUGCGUGGGGUCUGCGAGACACCGCGAAACUCAGCCUGAACUCAGCUCGAGCACACACACAACUCUUCGCGGUGUCUCGCUGUCUCGGGCUGAGUAAUCCGCGGAUCCGCUGCUGAGAAAAUAGAAGGCUGAGUGAAUGUGUGUGUUCCACGGGUUGGUCCAUUGGACCUGGGCAUGGUUACGUCACCAUACUCUGGACGGAAAAAAAUGGAAAAAGACAAAUCUCCAAUGCGGCGUUCUGGGGCAGCAUAGACAGGUAUUUUUCUGUGUUAGAGCUUUACUCGCUACAGGGUGUACUUUGAGGGUUUGUGACUUGCAGGACCGUUUACAUGCAGAAAAAGCUACAUAACACACAAGGGGAUGGGUAAUAGCCAGAAAAGCAGACAUGGGAACCUUUAAACAAGUGCAGUUUAUACUUCCUUUUUAUGUCUUAGACAGAAGAAGAAUUUGUUUUAAUCAAAAGGAAUGUUGGCUGAAUCUUGAAAUUGACAAGUAAAUUAUUUGAUCAUGA
Gymnodraco acuticeps is the source of this 2891-nucleotide messenger RNA. It is a transcript of the gene pycr3, whose product is annotated as pyrroline-5-carboxylate reductase 3. Gene Ontology annotation, molecular function: pyrroline-5-carboxylate reductase activity. The record is from RefSeq and is a predicted model, not a curated record. Lineage: Eukaryota; Metazoa; Chordata; Actinopteri; Perciformes; Bathydraconidae. Gene Ontology annotation, biological process: L-proline biosynthetic process.